Messenger RNA from Trachemys scripta elegans, 2980 nucleotides. It is a transcript of the gene MYBL1, whose product is annotated as MYB proto-oncogene like 1. The record is from RefSeq and is a predicted model, not a curated record. Gene Ontology annotation, molecular function: DNA-binding transcription factor activity, RNA polymerase II-specific; RNA polymerase II cis-regulatory region sequence-specific DNA binding. Gene Ontology annotation, cellular component: nucleus. The transcript is spliced from 16 exons. Gene Ontology annotation, biological process: regulation of DNA-templated transcription. Bases 398 to 2662 code for a protein of 754 amino acids. Lineage: Eukaryota; Metazoa; Chordata; Testudines; Emydidae.
GCGGCGGGGGACGCAGCUGGAGCCGGGGCCGUUGUGACGGGGCCUUGGAGCCGCAGUUUGGACCCGGACAAGAAGCGUCCGCAGCCCCCGAUCCUGUCCCCGCAGCCGGGCCGGGCUAAGCCAUGUUCUGUGUGCGGGGGGCCGGGCCAGGCCGGGGCUAGGAGCUGCUGCCGGUGGAGGCGGUGGGGUUAGAUGCGCUGGAGUCUCCGGGAGCGGUAGAGGGAGCCGCCCCCUCCCCCUCCCCCCGGACGGUGUGUGACGGGGACGGGCGCCACGACCGGCACAGACUCCCGAGCCCGUGCGUGAGCCCCGGGGCAGCGUGAGGAGCCCGGGCGAGGAGCCGCGCAGCUCUGUUCGCCAGCCCGCCUCCGCCCCCUCCCUAUGGUGCGCCUAGAGGAUGGCGAAGAGACCGCGCAGUGAGGAAGAAGAUGACAACCUUCAGUAUGCAGAUCAUGACUAUGAAGUACCACAGCAAAAAGGGUUGAAGAAGAUAUGUAACAGAGUAAAAUGGACACGUGAUGAGGAUGAGAAGCUAAAGAAGCUGGUAGAACAAAAUGGUACAGAUGAUUGGACUUUCAUUGCUAGUCAUCUACAAAAUCGUUCGGAUUUUCAGUGCCAGCAUCGCUGGCAGAAGGUUCUAAAUCCAGAAUUGAUUAAAGGUCCCUGGACUAAAGAAGAGGAUCAGAGGGUUAUUGAACUAGUUCAGAAGUAUGGUCCAAAACGCUGGUCUUUAAUUGCAAAACACCUAAAAGGGAGAAUAGGCAAGCAGUGCAGAGAGAGAUGGCAUAACCACCUCAAUCCUGAGGUAAAGAAAUCUUCAUGGACAGAAGAUGAAGACAGAAUAAUCUAUGAAGCUCACAAGCGUUUGGGAAACAGAUGGGCUGAAAUUGCAAAACUUCUUCCUGGAAGGACAGACAAUUCAAUAAAAAAUCAUUGGAAUUCCACUAUGCGAAGAAAAGUGGAACAGGAAGGAUACUUACAAGAUGGAAUCAAGACUGAGCAGCCUAGUUCAUCAAAACUUCAACACAAACCUUGUGCCACUGUAGAACACUUACAAACCCAAAAUCAGUUUUACAUACCUGUUCAGGCACAAAUUCCAGGUUACCAGUAUGUGUCAUCAGAAGGCAGCUGUAUAGAACAUGUUUCAACUUCUUCAAACUUUAUUCAGCAUCCAUUUGUUGAUGAUGAUCCUGAUAAAGAAAAGAAAAUAAAGGAACUUGAGUUGCUCCUUAUGUCAGCUGAGAAUGAAAUCAGAAGAAAGCGAGUAUCAUCUCAAACUGGAAGUUUCUCUAGCUGGUCUGGAAGCUUCAUCAUGGAAGAUAGCAUGUCUAAUACUCUAAAUAGCCUUGAGGAACAAACAAGUGAGUUUUACAGUAUGGAUGAGGCCCAGGGCACAUCUGCGCAGCAGAAUUCACCCACCAAGUUCCUAGCUGUGGAGGCGAAUGCAGUGUUGUCAUCUCUACAGACCAUUCCAGAAUUUGCAGAGACACUAGAGCUUAUUGAAUCUGAUCCAGUAGCAUGGAGCGAUGUCACCAGCUUUGACCUUUCUGAGGCUGCUAAUUCCCCUGUCAAACCUGCUCCAGUAACAUUAAUGAGGAUUCAACACAAUGAAGGGGCUAUGGAGUGCCAGUUUAAUGUCAGUGUUGUUCUUGAUGGCAAAAAAAAUAGUUGUAGCAGUGGAGAAGAAGAGAUUCUUUCAACAUCUCCUUCCAUAGCCAAGUUCAGCACUCCACCUGCUAUCCUAAGGAAGAAAAAAAGAUUGCGAGUUGGACAGUCACCAGUCAAUGAGCUGAAUGAUGGGUCAUAUAAUGAUGCUGUCAAUGUUGCACUAAAACAAACACCCGUAAAAACACUACCCUUUUCCCCAUCACAGUUUUUCAACACAUGCUCCGGAAAUGAACCAUUUAACCUUGAAAAUCCUGCAUUUACAUCAACUCCAAUCUGUGGGCAGAAAGUCCUUAUUACAACUCCUCUCCACAAGGAAAUGACACCAAAAGACCAAAAGGAAAAUGCAGGUUUUAGAACUCCAACAAUUAGAAGAUCUUUACUGGGUACCACACCAAGGACUCCAACUCCUUUUAAGAAUGCUCUAGCUGCUCAGGAGAAAAAAUAUGGCCCUCUCAAAAUUGUGUCACAACCACUUGCCUUCUUGGAAGAAGAUAUUAGAGAGGUUUUAAAAGAGGAAACUGGAACAGACAUAUUCCUUAAGGAGGAAGAUGACUCUGUCUAUAAAAGCUGCAAGCAAGAGCACACUUCUGCCAAGAAAGUCAGAAAAUCAUUGGUCUUGGAUUCUUGGGAAAAAGAAGAACUUGGUGCCCGACUCUUCACAGAAGAUAAUGUUUUGGAUGUACAGUCAGAAAAUAUCUAUACUACAUCUUUACUAAUGAUACCGUUGCUGGAAAUACAUGACAACAGAUGUAAUCUGACAUUGGAGAAACAGGCUACAACUUCAACAAACAAAACAAAUGCAGUAAUUAAAAAGAAACUGAAUUCUUGCACUUCAAAAAAUGUCAAAAUGGAAAAGUCUCUUCAGUCAAAUUGUGAGUGGGAAGCAGUUGUUUAUGGAAAAACAGAAGAUCAGCUUAUCAUGACCGAACAAGCAAGAAGAUAUCUGAGCACAUAUACAGCUUCCGGCAGCACUUCAAGAGCUCUAAUUCUGUGAGGAUCACUGCAACUGACAAAACCAUCCCUUCCCCUUACAAUUAACACUACACUGAAGGAGAUUCCAGUUAAAUAUAUGUGAAUGAAGUCUCUGGGUGUUUUUUUUUUUUGUUUGAGACAACCUUGUAAAGGAAAACUUCUCUUUUUAAUUGACAAAACAAACAUACGAAGCUUUGCCUUUUCAAGUAAGGAUAGCACAAAAAAUCCUGCAAUUAACUUUUUUAAUAGAUUUUUUUUUUUAAAAAAUCUAAAGCAGGGUGUAAAGAAUAGUCCAAAAUAUUGGAGUAAAUGUCGACAUACACUCUUUUUUUUUUUUUUU